AUCACGAAAACUCGCUCUUUCCAACUUAUGUGAUCUACGGAGUUCUCUCCCCUCUCAAACAGCAUGGGAAACAAAAUAAUGGCGUCCCGCAGCCGUCGCAUCACCAGACCAAACGGUGAAAUAGUCGGAUCAUAUGAUGAGUUAAACAGCACACAUUUGCCCCGAUCAAGCCAUGUCAGAAAAACAAAAGAAACCUGGAGUGCUGGUCUGUAUCCAGUAGAGGUGAUAGAUGAGGGCGAAGAAGGAUAUGUGAAAGUCCAUUACUUGGGAUGGAACAGGAAGCAUGAUAAAAAGGUGCCAGCAGACCAAAUUGUGAGGAUUCCUCACCAGACUUCAUCCUUUGCCCACCAGUUGGCAAUAACUAUCAAAGAAAAUUUAACCCCUGGAAAGUGUGAUAGCCUUGUAAAGGUAAAAGUCCCUGUUACAGAAGAAGAGUUUGGUCAAAUCUCAAAUAGUGGGACGCCCUACAAAAUUACAAGAACAAAAACAGUGUUCAGAAUCAGCAGCAGAAACCGCUUAAACAUAUUGCUUGGUGAAGGCUGGGAUUAUAGGAUCCUGAAUGAAGAGGGAGAUAAUUUUUAUGUAAAGACAGCAACUGUAAAGUUCUAUCUACAUACCAGGAAACCACUGAAUGAUUUCCUUGUUUAUCCUGACCACAUUGAAAGGUAUGCCCUGGAUAGGGGCAUGCAGCUGGUUUUUUCUUUUGUGAAAAUGGCAUCCAACAACAACAAUCAUCAAAAACUCUUGAAUGCAAAUGAACUUUAG
Messenger RNA from Mizuhopecten yessoensis (Yesso scallop), 765 nucleotides. RefSeq lists its product as uncharacterized. Lineage: Eukaryota; Metazoa; Mollusca; Bivalvia; Pectinida; Pectinidae. The transcript has 3 exons. The coding region runs from base 64 to 765 and encodes 233 amino acids. The record is from RefSeq and is a predicted model, not a curated record.